Bubalus bubalis (water buffalo) is the source of this 3870-nucleotide messenger RNA. It is a transcript of the gene DNAI3, whose product is annotated as dynein axonemal intermediate chain 3. Gene Ontology annotation, cellular component: inner dynein arm. The transcript is spliced from 23 exons. NCBI's taxonomy places the organism in Eukaryota, Metazoa, Chordata, Mammalia, Artiodactyla, Bovidae. Gene Ontology annotation, molecular function: dynein light chain binding; dynein heavy chain binding. Gene Ontology annotation, biological process: cilium movement involved in cell motility; inner dynein arm assembly. The record is from RefSeq and is a predicted model, not a curated record. Bases 164 to 2842 code for a protein of 892 amino acids.
GUAACAGUUUGCAGGGGGAACUAGACUGUGUUCUUAGGACUUGUUUUUCUGAGAGAGGAGAGUCAAACUCUCAUCUCCAGCUCCCGAAGGAAUUUUUCUCCAGGGUAUUGCGAAGAGGCUUCUUUUCCCUUCAGUUUAGCAGUAUCAGCUGAAAAUCUGAGCCAUGGCUCCAAAACCUCAAAAACGAAAGAGAACAAAACAUGCCAAAACCAAAAUGACAUUACCUGUUAGUGAAGAAGCAGAACCCUUGAAUAUGGAGAGCAUGGGUCAUCCAGAAAUUUAUCCAUUAGUGUUAACUACCAAGACCCAGGAAAUAUUUAACUGCAGAGUAGAUGAAGAUGUCACAGAAGAACAACCUUACAAACUUAUCAAGAAAGAAGAUAUUUUUGCAGACUUUGCAAACAGAGCUGCAGUAUCUGAUUUCUACCCAGUCAAAAAAAUUGUUCAGGAAUAUCCUGGAGAUGAGCUUCUCCUUGUCUACGAUAGAGACUUCAAGUAUGGACUUAACUUCUAUCUUAUUGGAACUGAAGAGGGCAAGGAAAACUAUUUAAAUCCCCCAGAACUACCAGAAGAACAAGAAGAAUAUAAAGAUCAUAUUCCUGAAGAAACAUAUAUUUAUAGGCCACCUAUUUCUAAACCAUGGGUUUCUUUGGGCAGUGAAAAAGAAAUCGAAGAAGAAUCAGUUAAGGAAUCUACAAAACAGAUUACAUAUAUGAUUUCUCGAAAACGAAGUGAAUUUGGCGCCCCCGUUAAGUUCAGUGACCAGAACGCUUCCAGUGUGAAAGAUGCCUAUAUUGAAUGUACAGCCUAUCCAGAUAAAAAUUUCACCCUUAAGCAACUUGAGAGAGAUGUUGGCAUGCAAGUAGUCCCCCAAAUCAAGGAAACAAGUACUCAGACAAGAUGGACACAUCCCAAAAAUGCUACUACGCAAUAUUAUCCAAGAGAAUUUUUGGAAGAAGAAAAAGAGGCAUUGGGACAAUCAAAGACUUUAACUGAGUUUCUUAACAGUGUGUCUACAAGUGUGGAAAUAGCCCUACAGCAAAAUGAAAUCAUGAAUACAUUUAUUCAUGACUGGAAAUGCCUAGCAGAAGAAGAAGGCACCUUUGGGGAUAAGACGGAUACCCACCUGAAAGAGUACCAGUCCUUUACUGACCUUCACAGCCUAACCGAGAAGAUGAUCACCUGCGUCUCCUGGCAUCCAGUCAUCUACGGGCUAAUAGCUGUGUCGGUGGCUGUACGACUGUCCUUUGAAGAGAGGGUCCACUUUUCUGGUAAAUUAUUGCUGCAACCAUCACUGAUUCUUUUCUGGAGUUUCUCCGAUCCCAUACAUCCUCAGUUAAUGCUGGAAAGCCCAGAUGACAUCUUCUGCUUCCAGUUCUGUCCGACUGACCCUAAUAUCAUUGCUGGCGGCUGCAUAAAUGGACAGGUUGUCAUGUGGGAUAUUACUGCACAUGCAGAUCGAAUAGAAAAUAUCAAGGCAGGUGGUAGUAGAAGUAAAAAAGUCACUCUCAAGCCUAUGUUUCUCCUUGAACCAGAGAGUAAUAAAGAAGCAAUAUAUAUCAGACACUGUGCAGUCUCCUCAAUAGAAAGUGGACAUAGGAAAGUAAUUACAGAUAUACAUUGGCUGCCUGAUACAUUUGAGAUUAACAGAUUGGGAAAUGUCUUUGAAAAUCGAAGUGGAAUAUCCUGUCAACUUGUCACUUGUUCGGCAGACUGCACAAUAUGCUUUUGGGAUAUCAGACCACAGAAAGCCUUAACCCCUCAACCACAGGCAGAGAAAAAGAAAGAAGAAAGUAUUGAAAUUCCUUUUGAUAUACCAUCUACUUUUUUGCAUCUAGAUCUCAGCUGGAAACCUCUCUCAAAGAUAAGGCUGUCUAAAGGCGAAACAACUUUAGACCACUGCCCAACCAAGUUAAGCCUGAGCGAAGACAAUCUCCUUUUCAAAGCACAAGAAAAAAUAUUAGCCCAGAGCAAAGCAGUGAAGGCAGGAGAAAUGAACCCAUACCAGAAUCUGGAGAAUGCAUUGAGCAAUAUUCUCAAGCCAAUAGAUGACUUCUGCACCAAGUUCUUUGUGGGAACAGAGGAAGGUGAAGUGAUAUACACAGAUUGGAAAAUGGAAAGAGACCCUGAAACUGGCCGAUUUAUGGCAAAGAAGCCUGUGAGCCUCUACACAGUCCAUGAUGGAGCUGUCCACACCGUUCAGAGGUCACCUUUCUACAAGGACAUUAUCCUCACUGUUGGGGGUUGGAACGUAGCCAUCUGGAAAGAAGGUAUUAUGACCGGACCCCUCCUUCAGUCAUGCUGUGCACCAAAAAGGUACACCUCAGGGCACUGGUCCCUGACCAGGCCUGGAGUCUUCUAUAUUGGCCGAGAAGAUGGAUACAUCGAUAUCUGGGACCUUCUUGAGAAAACUCAUGAACCAGCCCAGUCCCAAAACAUCUGUAUAACUAUGAUCAUGUACAUCAAACCCUGGACCUUUUCUGCUAAGCAGCAAUUUAUAGCCAUAGCUGAUUAUUAUGGAACACUGCAUAUAUUGGAAAUUCCUUGGACAUUAAGUCACCCUUCAAGCAAUGAGGUAUCAAGUAUAAGCCACUACUUUGAAAGAGAAGUCAAACAUCUGGAAUAUGUAGAACAGCGCAGAAAAAUUCGUGAACAGGAAAAGAGAGAAAUGGAGCUGGAACUGGAGAAGAAAAAAGUUAAAACGUUUCAGAAGUCAAAAGAACAAUUGGAUGCUGAAUUGAAAAUGGACUACGAGAGUUAUUUGGAACUGGAGAAGACCAUCCUCACCAAUCUAGGUCUAAGCAAAGAGAAAGAAUCAAUGUCAUACGUGGAAUUAGUGUAGAAAAGUUUUCUGUAGAGGUGUUUUGGGGGUCUGUGGGAAUUUUCUUUUUGCUCAUUAUUUUUUAUGUAAGGUGAGCUAGCAAACUAGACAUUAAAAAGAUUUACUUGCACAUAUUAGGUUUUUAUCUCACUACAAUUAAAACUUUUGAAUUAAGCAACAAGAUCUGUUUCGGUUUGGGGACUGAAUAUGUACUAAACUUUGUACUGAAUAUAAAAGGGGUUGACAAUGAAGCUUUCAUUUGCCUGUAGUAUUACAGAGCUUAAGACAUCCACACUCAAUCCUCAGUCAACAUCUAUUCAGAACCCCUGAUCCCAGACCAGAAGGGGAAAUCAAACUUUGCUUCUAAUUAUCAGGUUGUUUUUGGUCACAUCUCCACAAAGUGCUCCCACUGGGCCACUGCACAGAUUAUCAAUUAUCAGGCCAUGAGCUAAACAAAAUAUUAGUAGAUUGAAUCCCGAAAUAUACACUGAAAGAGGGUAACAUAUGAAGAUAUCACACUGAGCUUAUCUAGGAAAUAAAAAGUUAGUGUGACGGUGGUGCUCGGUGGCUCCGGUCACGUCUGACAAGAACACUGGAGUGGGUCACCAUACCCUCCUCCAGAUCUUCCUGACCCAGGGAUCAAACCUGCAUCUCUUACAUCUCUUGCUUUGGCAGGUGGGUUCUUUACUGCUAGCGCCACCUGGGAAGCCCAGUGUAACAGUAGAAAAUACAUCAACAAUUGACUGAAGGAGAGAAUUUAUGAUACCAAAUAAACGCAGUAAAACAUUCACUGAAAUUCAACAGCCACUCAUGAUAAAACAGUAAAUUCUUUGCAACUACAAAAAGAAGGAAACCUCCUUAACCGGAUGCAGGGUAUCUAAAACAAUCCUACCACAAACAUUAUACUUAAUGGUGAAAAGUUGAAAGUUUCCCUCAGAAGUGUGGAAUGAGAUGAUGUGCACUGUCCCGUCUUCUAAUCAGUAUCUGGUUACACUGAAGGUUAACCAGUGUGGGCACACAAAGGCCACAGCAUAUGAAACUGAGUUGUG